AUGGCUCUCACGAAGAUUCGACUUCCGCAUCCAUAUCUCACAACCUACUACUUAACUCCUUCUGAGAGAACUCAAGACGGCUCUCAGCUACUGCAAUUGCGCAAGUCUCAGGAUGAGGAAUCAAAUCCAUUUUCUGACGCCUUACACAAUGAAAAGCUGUACCUUGGGCCUCUUGAGCCGACAAUUCCAAACCAAGCUACUCCGGAAUCAAACAAUACCGCUUGGGCGCGAGCACAACGCAGCCCCUCCUCCCUUUGUACCUGGCAAGAUAAUUCAACCCCAACGGUAGGCCAGAUUUGGCUAUAUCUCUACGCGAUAUUCACGCUCAACGAGAAUGUUGAGGCUCUCCGUCUUAAGCUUCAAGGCCAUGAGACAGAAGAGCUGGCACAGGCUCUCCGAGUUUCAAUGGUGGCCAUUGAUCACCCACAACCUAUCGAUGACACUCUGAAGUGGGUUUCUUCUCCAAAUGAGUUGCUCAUUUUGCGCAACGCCUUUUGGCAGGGCUGUGCAUCUCCCCUGGGAAACCAACCUAUUUGGCUUCCAAGCUGGAUCUCUGCUACAACAGUCCCUCAUCUUGACUACACCAUGACCUCUACCGAAACCUCCCACUGUCGACACCCUCGCCGCAAUCCCAAACCUACCCCCGGUUCCGUUGUCUACAGUCGCUAUAUCCCUUUCUUGGACGAGCAUUUCUCGCUUGUUGCACUUGAUUACAAGAAUGCCGAGCACUUGAAUCUCUUUCACACCUGGCAAAAUGAUCCUCGAGUGGCCAAGGGGUGGAAGGAAACCGGCACGUUGGAUGAGCAUCGCGAGUAUUUGCGUCGACAACAUGAAGAUCCACAUACUUUGACAGUCCUUGGCCGCUUCAAUGAUACCGCGUUCUCCUAUUAUGAGAUUUUCUGGGCGAAAGAGGACAGAAUCGGUGCUCACUACGAUUCUGACGAUUUCGAUCGUGGUCGCCAUACACUCGUGGGCAAUGAUGCUUUCCGAGGACCUCAUCGUGUAAUGGCAUGGUGGCCUAGCAUGAUUCAUUAUGUGUUCCUUGAUGAUCACCGCACGCAAAAUGUCAUCGGAGAGCCACUUUCCACCAACGACAAGGUUCUCACCUAUGACUACACUUUUGGUCUUCACCAAUCUCAAAUUAUUGACUUGCCGCAUAAACGUGCCAGCUUGGUCAAGUCUACUCGGGAGCGCUUCUUCCAACUUUGUCCAUUCAACCAAGUUAGUCCUCACAUUGCUGGAACUGGACUAGCUUUCAAGCCUCGACUAUAG
This is a messenger RNA of Penicillium malachiteum, 1272 nucleotides long. RefSeq names its product GNAT family N-acetyltransferase. The record is from RefSeq and is a predicted model, not a curated record. Lineage: Eukaryota; Fungi; Ascomycota; Eurotiomycetes; Eurotiales; Aspergillaceae. The coding region runs from base 1 to 1272 and encodes 423 amino acids. Gene Ontology annotation, biological process: siderophore biosynthetic process. The transcript has a single exon.